CGAGACACCAGUAACUAAAAAUUAAGGAAACAAAGAAAGAAAUCCAUUUAUUAAGAUAAAAUCUUUAUUAGAUUUGUCCAUAAGUUUGACUUUUGAAUACAAAAAAAUCUGUUAUUAUUUAGAUGAAAGAAACUAAACUUUUACAUAUUCAUCGUAGGUUAAAAAAUGAUCAGUGUAUUUCCAUUCGGAAUGUCAAAGGUCGAGUAGAUUCGAUUGGAGCACUUAAUCUGACAGAUAACAGUGGAUUAAUUGAUCGAGGGAUAUGAAAGUACAUAAGCAUCCAGUGAUAUGAUUUCAAGUUUUUAUGAAAAAAUUGUUGGUACAUCUACAGCAGAGCGGAACCAACAGAAAAUUCUUUGCGUCGGAUUGACUUGUUUGGACAUUGUGCAGACCUGUAAACAAUACCCCGCGGAAGAUUCCGAUCAAAGAUCUGUGGAAUACCGAUGGCAAAGAGGCGGCAAUGCGUCUAACACUUGUACUGUCCUUUCCCUAUUGGGAAGUCCGUGCGAGUUUUUUGGUACCUUAAGCGCAGAAGAACACCUAAAGUUUCUGCAAAACGAUAUGCGGAAAUAUAACAUUAAUUUUUCCCAUUGUCCUAUGGUAGAAGGCGUUGGAUGUCCUACAUCCACUGUUACGUUAAGUCUAAGUUCUGGUUCGCGGACAAUUUUACAUCACAAUCCGUGUCUACCGGAAUUAACGUUAAAAAAUUUUGAACAGCUGCAUCUUCAAGAUUACAGCUGGAUUCACUUUGAGGGCAGGAACUUGGACCAAGUAUUAGCUAUGUUGCAGUACGUAGAAAACUACAAUAACACAUUGAAUUAUCAUGAAAAUUCUAGCACGAAAGAGACCGAUUGGAGGCGGAUACCAAUUACGGUUAGCAUAGAACUAGAACGUCCGAAACAGGAACUGUUAGAUUUAUUACCAUACGUCGAUGUAGCGUUUAUAUCGAAAGAUUUUGCCCAAAGUAGGGGAUACGACAAUAUGAGCGAAACUUUAAAGAAUAUUAGCGAAGAUGCUAAGUCUGGAGCAACGCUAAUCUGUGCUUGGGGAGAUCGAGGUGCUAUGGCAAGAACACCGGAUAACAUUACCGUGCAGUCUCCGGCAUUUCCACCUCAAAAUAUCGUGGAUACGUUGGGUGCUGGUGACACUUUCAAUGCUGCAGUAUUGCAUUUUCUGAAUAAAACUAAAUUGGAUUUCAUUAAAAUGGGAAAAUCAGAAUCGUUGCAAGUAAACGAUACCAUAGAAAAAGAGGAGAAACUGAAACGGAAUAUUGAAAAGAAUUACAAAAUUGAAAGCGACGAAUGUAGUCACACAGAAUUUAUUACCCAAGACAUUUUACAAUCAGCUAUAACUUUUGGAUGCCAAGUAGCUGGUGUCAAAGUUGGUUUAAAAGGCUAUAAUAAGAUAGACGAAAUUAUUCGAGAUAUGUUAGAAAGCUAACCGAAAUAUUACGUUACAUUGCAUGUACAUAUUUUAGGGGUAUAAUUUUGUUCGAUUUUUGUUAGAAAAAAAUGAAAUUUUUUAAAGAUAUAUUUUUAUAAGUUAUAUUUGUUUAUUGGACGUUAAAAGUACAAUAAAGUGAUUUGAUGUUUUUUCA
Molecule: messenger RNA, 1597 nt
Organism: Hylaeus volcanicus
Lineage: Eukaryota; Metazoa; Arthropoda; Insecta; Hymenoptera; Colletidae
Product: ketohexokinase-like
Exons: 5
Coding region: 289-1440 (383 amino acids)
Biological process (GO): fructose metabolic process
Molecular function (GO): ketohexokinase activity
Source: RefSeq, a predicted model, not a curated record